Scophthalmus maximus (turbot) is the source of this 5299-nucleotide messenger RNA. RefSeq names its product protocadherin-1. Gene Ontology annotation, biological process: homophilic cell-cell adhesion. The coding region runs from base 751 to 4353 and encodes 1200 amino acids. Gene Ontology annotation, cellular component: plasma membrane. Gene Ontology annotation, molecular function: calcium ion binding. NCBI's taxonomy places the organism in Eukaryota, Metazoa, Chordata, Actinopteri, Pleuronectiformes, Scophthalmidae. The transcript has 9 exons. The record is from RefSeq and is a predicted model, not a curated record.
ACAAUUUGGCAAACAGCUGCUUGUUGGUGUAUAGAUUUAAUGAGCGGUUGCACUGCCAGCUGUGGAGACUAUUUACAAAAAUACCUUUCUACCAGCUGCGACAGCUCGGGUGGCAUUGUUUUCACCUUGUGUGUGUGUGUGUGUGUGUGUGUGUGUGAGAGAGUGAUCAUAGAACAACGAGAUCCUGGAGACACCUAAAGCAGCAGGAACUACAGCGGAGCUGCCGAUGCGUACGUUGGGAGGUGUUUACGCGUCUGUCGAAGGAACUCUGAUAGUGUCACAAAUGUCACAAAACUUCUACAGGCUCCUCUGUGCAGUCCAACCGAUCCCAUCAACAUGCUUUGGGAAGAGAAAAUAGAAGUCUCACUGUUGGCCUGUGGAGGGUAAGGGCAGCCAUGUACAGGCAUGGAGUCACAUCCGCUGCCUCUCUCUUCAUCAGACAGUGACAAGCUUGGCUGGGAGGGCCUAAUCCACAUGGAGCGUUAUCGCAACUAAGUUCAACCAUGAAGAUCCCACUCGGUUCGACCAGUGGGAGUCACGAGAACAGCGGAGGAAAAUGUGUGACCCCUUCCCGGCUUCCCACCUGCGUUCACUGCCAUUGCGGUUGGAGUGUCUGGCCAAGGCAUAAAUUAUUCUGCUGGGGGACAGCAACGGAAGCAAUGCAGAAAAGAGACGAGAUGACGGAGGAGAUGAUGUGUAUGACCAUUGAACUGACUGAGGCCGAAGGAAGGCAGAUCUUCUGAUGACCUAAUGGAACUGAAUUUACAAAUAGUGCUUUUUUGGGUCCUGGUGCUGUGCUGCAGCUCGGCUAAAGGCAGUAUCCUGUACCGGGUCCAGGAGGAGCAGCCUCCCAACACCCUCAUUGGUAGCCUGGCAGCAGACCAGGGCCUGCCUGACUCGGGUCACCUCUACAAGCUAGAGGUUGGUUCCCCUUAUCUCCGUGUCGAUGGAAAGACGGGAGACAUUUUCACCACAGAGAUUCCCAUUGACAGAGAGACCCUGAGGGACUGUCGAUCCCUGGCUAAGGGUAAGCCCUGCUACCUGGAAUUUGAAGUAUCAGUGACAGAUCUGAUACAAAACCAGAGCCCACGACUUAUUGAAGGACGUAUUGAGGUACAGGACAUCAAUGACAAUACCCCACAAUUUCCCUCUUCUGUGCUCACCAUCUCUGUCCCGGAGAACACAAUAAUGGGGGCCCUAUUCUCCAUACCUUUAGCGACAGACAGGGACUCAGACAGGAAUGGGGUAGCUGACUAUGCGCUGACUGCAGGGCCAGAUGCAGCAACCCUGUUUGGUUUACAAGUGGCUGAUGACAGGGGAGGGAAGCUUCCACAGUUGAUUGUCCUGGGCAACCUAGAUCGCGAGUUGAAGGAUUCCUAUGACCUCACCAUCAAGGCAGUGGACGGAGGAAACCCUCAGCGCUACAGCAGUGCUUUGCUUAGAGUCGUGGUCACCGAUGCCAAUGAUAAUGCUCCCAAGUUUGAAAGGUCCACGUAUGAGGCUGACGUUUCUGAAAAUAGCCCAGUGGGGCACUCUGUAUUGCAGGUCAAAGCAAAUGACUCGGACAUGGGACCUAAUGGAGAAAUUGAGUAUACCCUUCACCAAGCAGUAGACCCAGUGCCGAAACUAUUACGCAUUGAUCGGUCCACUGGUAUUAUCUAUGUUAAAGGACCACUGGACAGGGAAGAAAUCAGCAGCCUGUCCUUCUAUGUGAUGGCAAAGGAUAAGGGUCCUCAACCUAAAAGCUCGAAGACAUUUGUAACCAUUGAGGUGACCGACCAAAAUGACAACGCUCCAGCUGUGGAGAUUCGUGGGAUUGGUCUUGUGACACACAGUGAAGGAGUGGCUAACAUUUCAGAAGACAUGCCAGUGGGAACAGCUGUAGCUUUGGUGCAAGUUUCUGACAAGGAUGAGGGAGAGAAUGCUGUGGUUACCUGUGUGGUUGCAGGAGAUGUGCCCUUCCAACUUCGCCCUGCCAGUGACUCAUCCAGUGACAACAAGAGGAAGUAUUUUCUACAGACCACCACACCUCUUGACUACGAAAGGGUUAGGGAUUACAGAGUAGAGAUUGUGGCUGUGGAUUCUGGAAAUCCAGCACUCUCUAGUACAAAUUCAUUGAAGGUGCAGGUGACUGAUGUGAAUGACAACUCUCCAAUAUUCUCCCCGACCUUGUUUGAGGUAGAUUUUGCUGAAGAAAACCAACCAGGGGAAAAGGUUUUGGAUAUUACAGCAGCUGACGCAGACAGUGGGACUAAUGCUGAACUCCUUUAUAAUAUUGUGGCAGACUCAUCCAUCAAAGGUCUCUUUGAGAUUGACCCAAAUACAGGGGAGGUAAGAGCCCGGAGCCCGCUUGAUCGUGAGCAUAAAGAAAGGUAUGAGUUCCGCGUCACAGCGGCAGAUAAAGGAUCACCUGUUCAUAAAGGAACAGCAACUGUUGUAAUAAAAGUCCUUGACCGCAAUGACAAUGACCCCAAGUUCAUGCUUAGUGGCUACAGCUUUUCAGUUUUGGAAAACAUGCCUUCCCUCAGUCCAGUUGGUAUGGUCACAGUCGUGGAUGUGGAUAAAGGUGAAAAUGCUCAUGUCCACCUCUCAGUGGAGCCUGAUGGAGGGAAGUUUGUUGUGCAAAAUGGAACAGGCACCAUUCUCUCAAGCAUCUCAUUUGACAGGGAGAAAGAAAGCAGCUACACUUUCCGUCUUAAAGCAGUGGAUGGAGGAGAGCCACCCAGGUCUUCAUACGUUGGUGUCACUAUCAAUGUACUGGAUGAAAAUGACAAUGAUCCUGUGGUCACAAAGCCCUCCAAUUCCUCCUUUAGGCGCUUGUCACCUCUAGCUUCCCCAGAUAGCCAUGUGGAGGUAGUGGAAGCUGAAGAUCUUGACAGCGGGCCUAAUGCAGAACUGGUUUUUAGUAUUGCUGGAGGAAAUCCUUAUCAGUUAUUUCGCAUCUCCCCUUCCAGUGGGGAGAUCACUCUAGCCAAGGAGAUGACCCGAAAACAUGGUGGACUACAUCGCCUAGUGGUGCGAGUGAGUGAUAGGGGUAAGCCUGCACGUCAUGCCACUGCCCUGGUCCACAUCUAUGUCAAUGAAACUAUUUCAAAUGUCAGCUUAGUGGAAGCCUUAGUAGGACACAGUCUAUACACUCCACUGGACAGGGACAUUGCUGGUGAUCCUGACAAUGGUUUUGCUGCACAGCGUAGUAACAUUUUGUUUGGAAGCCUUGCUGGUGUGGCAGGUGUUGUCAUGUUGAUCUUGGUCGUGGUAUUUAUUCGACACCGCAUCCAGAGAGAAACGAAGAGUGGGUAUCAGGCUGGCAAAAAGGAAACAAAGGACUUAUAUGCACCCAAACAGGUACCAAAAAAUUCCAAAGGGAAACGAGGAAGGAAAGGCAAACCCCAGAAGUCCCCAAAACCACUUGGGGAAGAGGAGGAGGUCAGCCUUCAAAAGAGUCUCAAGUUCAAUCUUGAUGGAGUCAAUGAUAGCCCUAGGAUACACCUGCCCUUAACAUAUUCACCAGGAAGCCCUGAUAUAGGCAGGCACUACCGCUCCAACUCCCCCCUACCUUCAAUACAGCUGCAGGCCCAAUCGCCCUCAGCCUCACAGAAGCAUCAGGCUGUCCAGGACCUCCCUGCUGCCAACACCUUUGUGGGAACGGGAGGAGAUGACAACUCUACCGGCUCAGACCAGUACUCAGAUUACAGCUACAAGACCAGCCAAGCGAAGUACAACAAACAGCAUCCCCAUCGGCGAGUGACCUUCUCCACCGCCAACCCUGUGCAGGACCUGCAGGACGCCUCUCAGCACAGCUACUAUGACAGCGGCUUGGAGGAAUCGGAGACCCCCAGCAGCAAGUCGUCGUCUGGUCCCCGCAUCGGACCCCUGACCCUGCCCGAGGACCACUACGAGCGGACCACUCCAGAUGGCAGCAUCGGAGAGAACGAGCACCCAGAAAACGAUAUCCGCUCCCUCCCUGACGUGGCAAUGACCGGAAACUGCACACCGGAGUGCAGCGAAUUGGGCCACUCGGACGCCUGCUGGAUGCCCGGGCAUCCCUCUCCAGUGCGCAAGACCAGGAACCCCCCGAAACUCUCCACCUUCGUGCCUUACCAGGAGAGAGGGAGCCUGGGACGCUUGGCAAACGGCAGCGCCAGGCUGGGUGGCGAGGAGCACCGGUCGCGCCUUCCGCCCUCCCGCAGUGCCUACUCCGGCAGCGGUCACGACGCCAGUCAGGACUGCCCCUUAGAGGAGAUGCCCCUGAGCGCAGCCUCCGAGUUCCCGCCCACCUCCUCUGCCGCCCACACUCCAAAAAGAGAAAUUUACCUAGCGGCUCUUCUUGAUCAAAGCAAGAGGACGUCAUGAAGCACCUAAACACACGUGAACAGUAUGUUGGAUAAUGUUUAAUUUGUACUUAACAUUGAUUUAAUGUUGAACUCACUUGAGUAUCUUUUGCCUCUCUGUGGUGUGUGUUUUGUGGUGAUCAUUUCUGUGGACAGAUGGACAAAUUGCUGUGCUGAAAUUGGCAAGGGACUUUUUUUUCUCCUCCUCCGUACUGAUUAAAGACUCUUAGCAAACUGGUUGUGUGAAAAAAUAAAGAUAUCCGUUGGUGGUGUAGUGUACAUAGAUCUCCACAACCAUGUGACUGCUGUCAGGCAGGCAACGGUUUUAGCAUGAAUUCCAAAGAUAAUUGGUAGAAACUGUUUACUCUCCUUAAUUCUUUCCCCCCCCUUUUUAUUUCACUUUCUGAAAUGUCAGUGCCGGUUCACAUUCAAAAAGCCCUUCUCCCAAACGAACGGAAACUAACUGAACAUUUCAUCUUCUUCACAGUUGAUCUAGAAACAAAGACAAAUUGCCUUGAAAAGAAGUCUUUGCAAGAGAGAAUCUAGUUGUUAUCCUAAUUGUUGGUAUAUUUAUAUAGGAUAAAAAUGCUUGUGAUGCCAUGUUUUUGUACAGUUUUAUGUACAUACAAGUGAAGCUUUCUAAAAGUUCUGAGAAAAGCCGAUGGCAUAUAAAAAUUGUAACAUGUUUUCUUGAGAUGUGCACAUCUUGCCUUGGUUGGAUUGACCUUUGCUGAGUCAGUGUGAAUGUGGCCGUUCUAUGCCUGCACUGUAGUCAUUCACCGGCUCCCACCUCCUGAGGACUUAAUCAGUUUUUAUGUUUAUCGUGAACAGUGGACUGUCUUAUCUUACCAGUUUGUUAAACUCCUGUGUUAGGCUUUGUUCCGUUUUUUCGCAUGUUGACAAAUUCUCUUGUAAUACUGUAAGUCCUCAUGAACUUUGUAAUAAAAUCACUUCAGGGAAAAAAUGAA